AUGAAAGGAGCCGUCGCCCGGAUGUUAAAAUGGAGAACAAGACAAGCUCAAGAUGGAACACUCACUGUUGAGGAUCUAGAAAAUGCAGAGAAGUGCAUUAUCAAGCAUGAGCAGGAAAGGUUCUAUAGGAGUGAAAUAAUGGCAUUGAACUCUGGUGGAGUCAAAGGAACCAGUUCAAUCCAAAGGCGUGACCCAUACAUGGAGGAUGGACUCCUGCGCGUAGGCGGGAGAUUAGGAAAGGCAGCCUCCUUGACCAAGGAGCAGAAGCACCAGAUACUGAUACCAAGGAAGUCACCGGUGGCAACUAGAAUCUUGGAGGAUCUCCAUAGAAAGGUGGGACACUUGGGCAGAAAUGUAGUUCUGUCUCACCUCAGAGCCAAGUACUGGAUACCAAGAGCAAUCAACCUCAUCAAGAAAAUAGUAUAUAGAUGCGUAAUUUGUCGGAGGUACCAGGCUAAAGCCAUGCAGCAGAAGAUGGCCGAUCUGCAUGUGGACCGUGUCACGGGAGGUGAACCACCCUUUACACGUACUGGCAUGGACUACUUUGGCCCAUUCAUCAUCAAGAUAGGGAGGAGCGAGCAUAAACGAUAUGGUGUUGUGUUCACAUGCUAUGCCAUAAGAGCUAUACAUAUUGAAGUUGCUCACUCUCUAGAGACUAGCGCCUGCAUACAAGCCAUUAGAAGAUUCGUGUGCAGGAGAGGAGCCCCUACUGUAAUGCACUCGGACAAUGGGACGAACCUGGUAGGUGCUGAAGCCGAGCUUCGGGAGGCCAUCAAGACUUGGAAUAAGGAUCAAAUAGUUGACUAUAUGCGGAACAAGAACAUCACAUGGCAGUUCAAUCCUCCGUCCGCUACCCAUUUCGGAGGACUAUGGGAACGCCAGAUCCGAACUAUUCGCAAGGUCAUGUACUCACUUCUGCACGAACAAACUAUCAAGCUCGACGACGAGGGACUCAGAACGCUCUUCUGUGAAGUAGAGUGCAUCGUAAAUAAUCGUCCCCUUACUCAGGCAUCAGAUGACCCACAGGAUCUAACUCCUCUAACUCCAAAUGCUCUGCUCACACUUCGCUUGGAAACUCCGCUUCCCCCAGGUAUCUUCGAAUCUCGGGAUUGUUACUCGAGAAAACGUUGGAGAAGAAUCCAAUUCUUAGCUGACAACUUCUGGAGAAGAUGGUACACGGAGUACUUGCAGACGUUACAGGAACGCCGUAAAUGGCUCAGGCCAUCGCGAAAUUUGAAACCAGGAGACAUUGUGUUGAUAAUAGAUAACUCAGCGCCAAGAAAUUCGUGGCUUAUGGCCAAGGUAGAAUCCGUAAUAAAGGACGGUAAAGGGCUGGUACGUUCCGCUGACGUUAAGACAAGGUACUCUUCUCUCACACGCCCGAUAGCGAAGUUGUGCCUUCUGCUAGAAUCAGCUUAG
Lineus longissimus is the source of this 1419-nucleotide messenger RNA. RefSeq lists its product as uncharacterized. Bases 1 to 1419 code for a protein of 472 amino acids. Gene Ontology annotation, biological process: DNA integration. Gene Ontology annotation, molecular function: nucleic acid binding. Lineage: Eukaryota; Metazoa; Nemertea; Pilidiophora; Heteronemertea; Lineidae. The transcript has a single exon. The record is from RefSeq and is a predicted model, not a curated record.